ACUUUUUCGUUUUUGUUUCAAGCUUCUAACUAUGGCCGUUCAUCAGUUUUCCAGAAAACUCGGUUUUUCAUUGUGUCACAUUACGAUCACUCUUAAAUCUCAUCCGAUCGAGUUAAAGAUUUUACUAGAGGUACUCAAGGUCAUAGCGAAGACGUUUAAUUUUGGAAUUUUACUUUAGACCUUUCUUUAUCGAAUUAUAGGAAAAUUACCGAAAAACUUUUCAAAAACCAAGUUUUUAAAUUUUAGAAUCCGUAUAACUCGGUAAAGAAAGGUCUAAAGUAAAAUUCCAAAAUUAAACCUCUUCGCCAUGAUCUUGAGUACCUCUAGUAAAAUUUUUAACUCGAUCGGAUGAGAUUUAAGAGUGAUCGUAAUGUGACACAAUGAAAAACCGAGUUUUCUGGAAAACUGAUGAACGGCCAUAGUUAGAAGCUUGAAACAAAAACGAAAAAGUGUUCCAUUGAGUUUCCAGUCAGUUCUAAAACUAUGAAGUCUUAGUGAGUUUUAGUUUCUAUUUCACAGCCUUUCUACGGAAAGCACAAAAUGAGGGGAGGACCCUUAAUAACUAAAAAAUCUGUCGUGUGUAAAACGACAAUGUAGAAAGUUUAUAAGAAUAAAUCGAAAGAAUUCUUACGUGUUUAGUCAGUUGUUUGCUCAUCGAUCACGAACAACACAAGGCAGCAGUUUGAAACUAUAACUUACUGGUAUUAAUAUCUACUCUCUAAAAAAAAGUCGUAUUCUCGGAAACCGAAAGAAAACGGUUUUCGAGCAUCCGGAAACCAAAAUGGGUUUCCCGCUAGCUCUCGAAAACUGAGAUGAGUUUCUGAGCUAAUCUCGGAAACCCAUCAAAAGGUUUUUAAAAGUUCAAAUAGGUUUCGGAACCUUCGGAAACUUUUAUCCGUUUCCUAUAGUUUCAUUUUCGGAAACCUUUUAAGCGUUUCCCAGAAUUUUGUAAGGUUUCCGAGAGUUUGGAAACUCUUAGAGGAUUUCCGAAAAUGAAACUAUAGGAAACGGAUAAAAGUUUCCGAAGGUUCGGAAACCUAUCUGAACUUUUGGAAACCCUUUGAUGAGCUUCCGAAAUAAGACUGGAAACUCAUCUCAGUUUUCGAGAGCUUGUGGGAAACCCAUUUUGGUUUCCGGAUGCUCGAAAACCCUUUUCUAUCGGUUUCCAAGGAUUUGAUUUUUUUUUAGAGAGUAGAAAAAUAAAUAUGUGAAGUUCAUAUAUUUGAAAUUAUUAAUUGUUUUGGAUGAAGAUAAUUACGUCAAAACGAAGAGAAAACUGAAUCUAAAACUAAUCACGAGUUAUUCAAAAACAACGAUAUUAACCUUUUUCUAUUUAAUACUAUGCCAGACAGAAAAAAGAUCGAUUGAAUAAAAUUAAUUUGUUUAGUGUGGCUAAACAGUAGACAAAAAUGAAGGAUAGAAAACUAACUUACUUUAUAUCGUAGCCCUAGUUCUUCGUUCAAAUAUGACUGAAUGCAAAUUUAUCAUGAUUUCUGUUUGAUAUAAUUGCUAAUAUCAUUCCAUAGUAAAUUCUAUAAAAACAGUUUCCAUCGUGGGAGAUGCAAACAUUCCUAUCUUAUUCCCAUUUCAAUAUAGCGACUACAUUUUAUUUGCUAUUCUUUUUUAGCUGAAGCCGAACGUGAAGUAUUGACAUUAGCACCUCAUUUUGAGCCAAAAUCAUUGCCAGAAUCAUUUGAUUCGAAAAUAGCUCGUUUAACAGCAUCAUCAUUUGAUGAUAUUACAUGGUUACAUUUAUUAAAUUAUCAAAAUGCAAUUUCAAAACGAAUUGAUAAUCGCCAAUUAUUAUCAUUUGAUUCGGAUUGUGUUGGUCGAACAAAUCUCUAUUUUCUUCAUCUAUUACCUCGUCUUGUACAAACAAAUAAAUGUCUUUCCGAAUUACCUUUAUACUCGGAAAAUUGUCUCGGACUAUAUCCAUCUGAGCAAUAUUCUCAAUCAAUUCCAACAUUAUCUCAAGGAACAAAUGAACCUCGUACAAGUAUACGGUUGGUAUCAAGUAAAACAUCGAGAAGUCAAACAACACAAGGUACAGCUGCAUCGUCUUCAGCAACAAUGACAGAUGAAGAUUUUUCACAAUGUCCAAAUAUGAACAUGAAUUUAUUUAAACGAGAACUACCUACUGAUUCUACAUCAUUAAUGAGUUUAGCUUGGUAUUCAACAAAUUCAAUUAAUAUUAAUAGCGAUGUAACCACAAAAGAAAAGCCGUUUAUUUACGCCUUUUAUACAAUAAAAACUGAUGAGAAAAUCAAUAAUGAACCAACAAAUGUUCUAUAUGUACCAUUAUUCAAAUUAUUAGAUCUUCACAAGAGAUAUCUUCCAAUUGCACAAGUUGCUGAAACACAUCCAAAACAAAUUUCUCAGGAAAAUGUUCAAACGUUUCUCAAUGAACUGUCUGGUUAUAUCAAUAGUAAAGAAAAGAAAAGUAGUGUUAUACCUGAAGGGGUUGCGUUAAAACAACCGAUGUCUAAAAUUCCUACAAUUAAUGAUUCACAAGCAUUUGUUCAAUUAGAAAGUUUUCUAAAUGCAAAAUUUGGCUCUCAAACAUCAAACGUGCAAUUACGCGAUUGGUUUUCAAUGAUGUUUCGACUCUCAUCAAAUAAUUUAUUUCAAAUUCAAGAUUAG
Molecule: messenger RNA, 2640 nt
Organism: Didymodactylos carnosus
Lineage: Eukaryota; Metazoa; Rotifera; Eurotatoria; Philodinida; Philodinidae
Source: the annotation of a GenBank genome assembly